UACCUCCUCAAACAGAAGAUUUCCGCGUUGUUCGAAGAUGCGUUUUCAGUUUACAAAUACACAAUACCUUUGUUGAUAUUGCACGAGUAUUUUCAUAUAAUUACGUGGUGUAACAACACAAUGACUGACAAGAUGGAAACAACACCAAAUCCAACAGUUAAUGAAGAAAUGCCUCCACCUCAGACCAAGGAGGUUUUAAGAAAUGAUAAAGCUGUAGUGGAGAUUCUGGAUUCUGAUUCUGAAAGUGAUGACCCCGUGUAUAAAUUUAGUUUUGACAUUGAGGAUCUGAUAACAUCCACAUUGAAUGAGUUUGGGGAUCCAGAGAGAAAUGAGGAUUCACCAAAAAUGACACAAACUCUUAAUGACCUCAGUGGACAGAUAAGAGGAAUUGAAAGAAAACAGAAAGAAAUUGAGAAGAUUUUUAGUAAUUGUGAAGAAAGAUUGAGAAUUUAUCAGCAAGAGCUGGAGGAAGCAGAUAAAGAAGAAAUAAGUGACGAAGAAUCAAGCAUGAGGUUGAAAGAAGUAGCAGCAGAAAUGGAGGCAAAAGAGGCAGCGGAAGCCAAUGCCAAGAAUGAAGAAACGGACUCAGAUGACGACGUCCAAAUCAUUGCUUCUUCUUUUGAUCCUGAGGUCUCAGCCAAAAAUCAAAGUCGACUCCAAGUUCUGAAGAUUCCACCCCAGCAGAAAAGUACCUCCCCUAGCUUGGCUAAUCUGAGACAGGCUCUAACGGGAGCCAUCAAUGACUCGAUCAAUCAGCAACAACAGGGCACCACCCAACAGCUUUCAUCAGCUAAGAGCUCCACAGUACUAUCAAGUGCCCAGACUAAGACGGCAUAUCUUCAGAUGGCCAUGAACAUCAAAGAGGGAAGCAAGGUGCUUGGGAAGAAAUACAAUGAUAUUUGGUACAAGGGUACUGUAGUGGAUAUGACUGUGGCCAGGGAUUUAGCUUAUAAUACUUAUACAGUAAAGUUUGAUGGCAAGGGAAGAAAAUCCCUGCCAGCUCUGAAUAUUGCCUUCAAGGAAUCCUUGAGUAAACCGGUGUCUGUUGGAACCAGGGUGGUCGCCCUCUACAAAGAUGAGGAGUCCAUGGCUUCGUUUUAUGCAGGAAUUGUGGCAGAGACUCCCAACCAAAGAAAUGCUUACAGGUAUUUGAUUUUCUUUGAUGAUGGAUAUGCCCAGUAUUCCAGGUCAGAGGACAUACAUAAAGUACUGGCUCAGAGUGCAAAUGUUUGGGAGGAUAUUCAUCAAGAUUCUCAAGAAUUUAUCAAAGAUUAUCUUAAACAGUACCCAGAGAGACCAAUGGUGCGACUAAACAAGGGUCAAACAGUGAGAACAGAAUGGAAUGGAAAAUGGUGGACUGCAAAAGUGGAGGAGGUUGAUUCAAGUCUGGCCAAGAUGUAUUUUCUGGCAGAUAAAAGAAUAGAGUGGAUAUACAGGGGCUCUACUCGUCUGGAACCUCUCUUCACUGCAUUGUCCAAUGCAAACAAGGCCCCUGGUAAAAUGAGAAGAACAAAUAUGCCUUCCAAUAAAAAACAUGUAGUGGAGUAUACACGAGGAAAUUCAGAAGAUGGAAACUCUCAGGGAUCCUCUCAAGUAUUAAAAAUAACAAAGACUCAGAGCAGUCCCUCACUAUCUUCCCUACCGGGGACAAAGACCCCCACCUCCAGUCCUCAGGCCCCGGGGAAAAAGCGGUCAGUGGCCAGGAAGAGCACCACAGGAUCCAGCCAAUCAAAUCAGUCCAUUCAGUCCAAGCAGCCAUCCAGUGUCCCCAGCCAGGGGACAGGGGCCGGUGAAACUCAGCCCACAAAGUGGGAGGGGCCGUGGCUGAAGUUAAAUAAACGCCACUCAGCUAGUGCCUCAGGGGGAGGAGAGAAAAAGUCCAGAGAGAUGUACUCAGCCAGCAGUAUUAGCAGUAACAAGACAGGCACGGACAUGGCCAGUGUUCUACAAGAAAGGCUGUCCAAAGUGACCAAAGACGAAAUCCCAGGAAAAAUAGAAAAAUCAAAAAGUACACAGAAAGAUGAAGAGUCUUUAGGAGAGAGAUUGGAAUCUGCAAUACUUGUUAAAGACCAACUCAGGAAAGUUUUUACUAAUCAUGAAUGUGGACCAAACUGUCUGACAGAAGAUGACCCACAGAAAUACAAGGGAACUAACCCUCUCCUGAUUCCACUGCUGUGUGGCUGGGAAAGACAUGUAUGUAAGAUAAAGCCUGCCUACAAGAGAAUAGUGGUGUACAGAGCCCCUUGUGCCAGGAGGAUACGCAAUAUUAGGGAAGUGGAACUGUUUCUGGCAGUGACUGACAGCAGUCUGACCAUCGAUCUCUUCUGUUUUGACCCACAACUCCACGUCCACAAAGAGUUUGUACCAGUUAAGACAUUCUGUGACAUAAAGGACUUAUCUUAUGGUAAGGAGAACGUGCCAAUAUCCUGUGUGAAUGCUAUAGACAGACUGUACCCUGACUAUGUAGAGUAUUCCAAUGUCCGUAUCCCAAUGAAGGGAGUCAAGCUUAACGUGGACCCCGAGUUCUUAGUCGGAUGUGACUGCACUGACAACUGCAGGGACAAGUCUAAGUGUGCUUGUCAGCAAAUGACUGUAGAAUCCACAACAGUGGCAGGGGGUAAAAUUAAUCCAGAGGCUGGCUACGAAAACAGGAGGCUCCAGGAACCUAUAGUGACAGGAAUAUAUGAGUGUAAUUCCAAGUGUAAAUGUGACUGCCGCUGUGUCAAUCGUGUGGCCCAGAAUCCACUCACCGUCAGACUGCAGGUGUUCAAGACAGAAAAGAGAGGCUGGGGCUUGAGGUGUUUAGAUGACAUUCCAGCCGGAGGAUUUAUCUGUAUCUAUGCUGGGCAACUGCUGACAGAGCAGGGAGCCAAUACAGAUGGUCAGCAGUAUGGGGAUGAGUACCUGGCAGAGCUUGACUAUAUGGAGGUGGUGGAGGGGUGUAAGGAGGGGUAUGAGAGUAACGUGGACCAGGACGAGGGACUGGGGGACAACAGCGAAGAGGAGGAGGAGGAGGAGGAAGAAGAAGAAGAGGAAGAGAGUGAGGAAGAACACCUUGAGAGUGAUUCCGACAGUGAUUUCGAGGGUAAAAUAAGAAGUUCCUCUAAUUCCCAGGACAACCCCCAUCACACGAGGGAAAUGAGGAACUUGAGAACAAGGACCAGAAAACAGGGAGGAAGUACAGAAACUAAAGAGGGAACCAGGAAAGAGCCAUGUAAACUGGUUCUCAGGCGUGACUCGUCCAGGUCCACAGAUCAAGAGGAAUGGUCGGUCAAGCUUGGAGCCCCCUCUUCAGGGAACAAUUCUCUCUUGAAUAACGAGGUCAUCCUAAUUAAUGAUGAUGAGGAUGAUGACGAAGAGCAGAUUCAGGCAACAAAGAUGGAGAAGUCAGUGUGCAAUGAUUCUGUGGACACGGACUCACUUCCUGAUCUAGAUGGAGACACUCCCACUCAGAAACCUCCGAAAAACGAGCCCGCCCCAGAAAAAAAAGUAGUCGAUCAGAACCAACCACAUGUAACUCAAGCAUUCACAGCUCGUAGAAGCACUACCUCACGUUUUAAGAACUUGCCUGAUCCUAAACGCAAACUCGCAGCUGAAGGACAAAGAGACGAAGGAAUUGAUGAAGAGCCUGUGCACAGAGCAACUAGACAUUAUUAUCAGGAUGGACAAGCCUGCUACAUCAUGGAUGCUAAAUCUCAGGGAAAUAUUGGCCGAUAUCUUAAUCAUAGUUGUAACCCCAAUGUCUUUGUACAAAAUGUGUUUGUGGAUACGCAUGAUCUCCGGUUUCCAUGGGUUGCAUUUUUCACUCUGCAGUAUGUACGAGCUGGGACAGAGUUGACCUGGGACUAUAAUUACGAAGUUGGCAGUGUGCCAGGAAAGGUUCUCUAUUGUUACUGUGGGUCCUCAGAAUGCAGGGGCAGACUACUCUGACAUAUCAUCACAUUUAACGUUUAUUUAGUCAUUUGUACAUGAACGUCUUUUCAUUGUAUAUUGUUGUACAUAUAUGUUGCAAAAUAUACUUGAAAAUAAAUAUAAUAAAAGUUUUAA
Saccostrea cuccullata (small rock oyster) is the source of this 4047-nucleotide messenger RNA. RefSeq names its product histone-lysine N-methyltransferase SETDB1-like. The transcript is spliced from 36 exons. Gene Ontology annotation, biological process: negative regulation of gene expression; heterochromatin organization. Gene Ontology annotation, molecular function: protein binding; histone H3K9 methyltransferase activity; DNA binding. Bases 121 to 3930 code for a protein of 1269 amino acids. Lineage: Eukaryota; Metazoa; Mollusca; Bivalvia; Ostreida; Ostreidae. Gene Ontology annotation, cellular component: nucleus. The record is from RefSeq and is a predicted model, not a curated record.